AUGUUGACUCUUUGCUGGGACCCUGCUGCCGCGGAGAACAUGCCUGGAAGUAACCCGUCUGUUUCUCCUUCCUUGCAGGUGAGUGUCCUGACCACCUUGGAACGAAGGUUCAACCUCCAGAGCGCCGACGUGGGGGUGAUCGCCAGUAGCUUCGAGAUUGGGAACUUGGCGCUCAUCUUGUUCGUGAGCUACUUCGGUGCCCGGGGACAUAGGCCACGUUUGAUCGGAUGCGGUGGGAUCGUGAUGGCGCUGGGCGCUCUUCUCUCGGCGCUUCCUGAAUUCCUGACCCACCAGUAUGAAUACGAGUCGGGGGAAAUUCGUUGGGGGGCUGAAGGGAGGGACGUGUGCGUGGUCAACGGAUCUACCCGCCGCGAAGGACCAGACCCGGAGCUAAUCUGCAGGAACCGGACUGCCACAAACAUGAUGUACUUGCUUCUCAUUGGAGCGCAGGUCCUCCUAGGGAUUGGUGCUACCCCUGUGCAGCCUCUAGGGGUUUCCUACAUCGAUGACCAUGUGAGGCGGAAAGAUUCUUCCCUGUAUAUAGGGAUCUUGUUUACAAUGCUAGUGUUUGGGCCAAUACUCAUGCAGCUUUUUAUCUUAGGGCCUUUCUGUACCAAAAUCAUAGCUGUGGAUGAAGUUCUUCAUUGACACACAAGUAAGCUGGACAUCACCCCCGAUGACCCCCGGUGGAUCGGCGCGUGGUGGGCGGGCUUCCUCCUCUGCGGUGCCUUACUCUUCUUCUCCUCCCUCCUGAUGUUCGGGUUCCCACAAUCCUUGACACAACAGCCGGAGCACUUGACCGCGGCUGAGGAGGCCAUGCUCCCAGACCGGGACUACGAGAGGCCCAAGCCGAGCAACGGGGUCCUCCGACACUCCCUGGAAGCCGAGGAGGGCAGCUCUUGUCUCCAGCAGCUGAGAGUGAUUCCUAAAGUAACCAAGCACUUGCUCUCCAAUCCUGUGUUCACCUGCAUUGUCCUGGCUGCCUGCAUGGAGAUCGCGGUGGUUGCUGGGUUUGCGGCCUUCCUCGGGAAAUACCUGGAGCAGCAGUUCAAUCUCACCACGUCGUCAGCUAACCAACUGCUGGGCAUGACGGCGAUCCCGUGCGCGUGUCUGGGCAUCUUCUUGGGGGGCCUCUUGGUCAAGAAACUGAGCCUGUCGGCUCUUGGGGCCAUCAGGAUGGCUAUGAUGGUCAACCUGGUAUCCACAGCGUGUUACGUCUCUUUCCUCUUCCUGGGCUGCGAUACGGGACCUGUGGCUGGGGUGACCGUUCCCUAUGGAAACCAGUGA
Molecule: messenger RNA, 1287 nt
Organism: Sphaerodactylus townsendi
Lineage: Eukaryota; Metazoa; Chordata; Lepidosauria; Squamata; Sphaerodactylidae
Gene: SLCO3A1
Product: solute carrier organic anion transporter family member 3A1
Biological process (GO): sodium-independent organic anion transport; transmembrane transport; prostaglandin transport
Cellular component (GO): membrane
Source: RefSeq, a predicted model, not a curated record